Messenger RNA from Tachysurus fulvidraco (yellow catfish), 2366 nucleotides. It is a transcript of the gene hnrnph3, whose product is annotated as heterogeneous nuclear ribonucleoprotein H3 (2H9). The transcript has 10 exons. Lineage: Eukaryota; Metazoa; Chordata; Actinopteri; Siluriformes; Bagridae. The record is from RefSeq and is a predicted model, not a curated record. Gene Ontology annotation, biological process: regulation of RNA splicing. Gene Ontology annotation, cellular component: nucleoplasm; ribonucleoprotein complex. The coding region runs from base 539 to 1735 and encodes 398 amino acids. Gene Ontology annotation, molecular function: RNA binding.
ACAAGUUGAGAUACGCGGAAACACCACAUGAGCCAGUGUGAGUGUUAUUUAAUGGCAGUAUUUGGUGUCCAGUUCGGUCCAGUUUGCUAAGCUAACCUAAAUUAGCUUAAUGCUAGUUUGCUAGCUUGCUAACAACUUCCUGGGCGCUGAGAAAUAUAGUGUUUGUACGUUUUAUGAUAACAUUAUCAUACAACUUUAUCUGAGUGCAUUUUAAACUAAACGGGUAAACAGUAAGGUUAAGUUGUAUUUGAAAGGCUUUACUUUGAAGGGAACUGUUUAAAGGGGAAAGUUUCAUGUCUGUUAGUAUGACAUUAGGAGGUGGAGUUAAAGUAGUCAGGGAAAGUGUGCAGUGAAUAACAUACUGUUAGUGAUGUUAAUGUACCAUUUAAUGCUUGGUGUCAUGUAGAGCAACAUAAGAUUUUGGACCUCCACUGAGAUGAGGCUGAACCUGUGAGGAUCCUGAGGCAUCUAGAGAUGUUCCAGCUCCAGUCAGACUCUAUACUAAAUAGGAGUAGCUGCCUUCAGGUCAGGUAUUAAUAUGUCUCACAGCGAUGAAGGAUACGUGGUGCGCAUCCGAGGCUUACCCUGGUCAUGUACCAAGGAAGAAGUGGCCUCGUUUUUUUCUGACUGUGAUAUUGUAGGGAAAGUGAAUGGUGUGUGUUUCACCUUCUCCAAGGAGGGAAGGCCCAGCGGAGAGGCGUUCAUCGAGCUAAAAACAGCAGAGGACUUUAAAAAAGCCCUCUCAAAAGAUCGAAAAUAUAUGGGCCAUCGAUAUAUUGAAGUGUUCAAGUCAAAUCGCAGUGAGAUGGACUGGGUGCUGAAACGCUGCGGCCCAACGGAUUACGACAGCAGCAGCGGCUGCAUGCUGAGGCUCAGAGGACUGCCUUUCGGAUGCAGUAAGGAGGAGAUAGUUCAGUUCUUUUCAGGGUUGAAAAUCGUGCCAAAUGGGAUUACAUUGCCGAUGGACUACCAGGGGAGGAGCACAGGGGAAGCCUUCGUGCAGUUUGCCUCAAAGGAGAUAGCAGAAAAAGCUCUGGGGAAACACAAGGAAAGAAUAGGGCACAGGUACAUAGAGAUAUUCAAAAGUAGCCGAAAUGAAAUCCGUGCAUACUACGAGGUCCCCCGGCGGAUGAUGGGGCAAAGACCCAGCCCAUAUGACAGACCGGUUAUGGGCCGUGGGGGCUUCUUUGGUCCUGGUCCUGGACGAGGAGGUGCUGUUCUGGACCAGAUGCGCAGUGGAAGUAGUUACAGUGGUGGUUACAGUGGAUUUGACAAUUAUAAUGGUUUUAACAACUACUGCUUUGGUAAUGGAAUAUUUGAAGAGCGUGCAAGGGGAGACCGAGGAGGAAGAGGAGGAAUGGGAGGUCAUGGCUAUGGUGGAGGGGACACAGGCUCUGGCUUUCACAGUGGACACUUCGUCCACAUGAGAGGCCUUCCGUUCCGUGCAACAGAGUCAGACGUAGCCAAUUUCUUUGCACCACUGCAUCCAAUCCGUGUGCAUAUUGACGUCGGACCCAACGGCAAAUCCACAGGAGAGGCAGAUGUAGAAUUUGCCACUCACGAAGAUGCCGUGUCAGCCAUGUCAAAGGAUAAGAAUCAUAUGCAACACCGUUACAUCGAGCUUUUCUUAAAUUCAACCUCCAGUGGAGCAUCCGAAAUGGGUCGUGGAGGUGGCAGUUACUAUGGCAACUCUGCAGGCAUGGGCUCUCGAAGCGGGCCAAGGGGCAUGUACUGAAGACAUAGUUUUACAAGAAAAAAUAUUUUCAACUGGAAGUCAGAAGGUUUUUCUUUUUGUAUAGAGGCGUCUUUGCAUAUUCAUAGAAAAUUGAUCUGAAUAUUUUCCAGACAGAGUGGAGUUUAAAGUAUAAAUGAAGUAUAUAAAAAAAGUAAAUAUAUAGGUUGAACAGCUACUGUACAUUUUGCUAAAAAGUUUUAUAUCUGAUUCUUCUGAGUUUUAUUAGUGUUGCUUUAUUAUGAGUUGUGUCUGUAGCUCUGCAAUCUCAAACGACACUGUGAUGGGCUGCCGUCUUUAUGAUCCGUAAGCCUUUUCCCCUCAGCAAUGAACAUUCUUUAACCGUUAACCUUUUUCUUAGUUAAUUAUGUUAACUGCAGAGUGAAGCAUUGUUCACAUUGCAUUUAAAACUUCCAAAGUUAAAUAUUUUGUUAGUUUCAAAAUAAACAUUUGUUUUAUUUUGUUUUCAUUGCAAACCAUGUGAAACCGAGUGAAAGUUUUAAGAUUACGCUAUUUAGACACGUCAGGAACCUUUCACUUCUAAUCUGAUGUAUGCUGUAAAGAAAUAUUUCAGUCUUUUACACCUAUAUUGCAAAUGUCUGAAAUUAAAGAAUGUUUAUAUUACAAUGAUGAA